GGGGGAAUUCCCUUUAAAUUCAGAAUAUACUAAUUAUAUGCUAGCCCGAGUUUUCUCUUGCCCUGAAACCAGGCAUGGUGUCAGGGCCAGAAGAAACUCGGGCUACAUAUAUUCGUGCUGGCCAAAGAAGGUAGAAACAUCUUAAUGAUGGCAACAGCGGAGGGAAGUGGUGGGGCUGCUGAUGGUGAUAACAGCCAGGACAAGAUGCGUACACCAGAAGAAAGAGAUGCUUUAGUCAGGCAGAUACUUGAUAAACCAGGAAUUGCACAGAUCAAGCAGGAAUUUUUGCUGCUUGACCACAAGAUCAAGAUUUCUGAAGAGUUUCUGUCAAACAAAACAAAAGCAAAAAUGGAAGCAAGCAAAGACGUAAAUCCAGACAAGAGGGAAAAUGGGGCCUCCCACGAAAAUGAAGGUGGCCCUCCACCAAGUAAGAGAAUGAAGCUCAAGGGAAGAAAUAAAAACCGACCAGUUCAUCAGAAACAAGACAGUUCCCAAAAGAUGUGUCCAGCUGUGCUUCAUGAUCAGGAGUGUCGAUUCGGAGACAGGUGUAAGUUCAGUCAUGAUGCAAAGAAAUUUAUGGCUGAAAAACCGGAAGAUUUAGGACCAGUUUGUGUCAAUUUUGAAAAGUAUGGAAAGUGUCUAUAUGGAAUAUCCUGUCGUUACGGAAAAAGUCACAUUACAGAUGAUUUUCGGAACAUUGUUAACGAGAGUUUGUACGCCGAAAUGAAGAAUAAGAAGGCAGUAAAGAAUGUUCUAGAUAAGGAACUUCAGCAUAAACUGUGGAAAAAGAAAUAUAACUUUGAUAAAGCAAACAAAAACACUACACGAAUACAAAAAGAAGUUAGAGAUAGAGUAGAUUCAGAAAAACUACAAAUGGAAGAAAAGAAAAAAGUAGACUCUAUUGGUGCAGGAGAAACGAACAUUGGAAACAGUGUAGAAGGGAAGAAAACAGAAUUAGGUGGCUCUUCUUCAGUUGAUGGAGCAAACAAAAGUGACAGUCAGAUAUCUACAGAUAUACAUACUGAAAUGUCUGAUGUUGGUGGAACAAAACAGUCUGAUGCGUCUGUGUGCUUAUCUGAUUCUGAAGGCAUUCGACUAAGACCACAGGAGAAAAAACUCAUUGACUUUUCCAAUAAGCUGUACUUGGCGCCCCUAACCACAGUUGGUAACUUGCCGUUCCGAAGAAUUUGUAAAGGUAUGGGCGUGGACAUUACAUGUUGUGAAAUGGCUCUGUCCACAAACAUUCUCCAAGGGCAGAUGUCUGAGUGGGCCCUACUGAAACGUCACGAGUCUGAGGACUUGUUCGGAGUUCAGAUUUGUGGUGCGUUCCCGGACACAUUAACUCGCUGCUGUCAGCUGAUUAAUGAUGAGUUAUCUGUGGACUUUGUCGAUCUCAACUGUGGCUGUCCGAUAGAUCUGGUCUUCAAGAAGGGUGAAGGAUGUGCAUUGAUGGGGAAAAGCAACAAGUUCGAACAGGUGGUUCGCUGUAUGAAGUCUGUGCUUGACAUCCCACUCACAGUGAAGUUGAGGACAGGAAUAUAUGACAACAAAAAUAUCGCUCAUUACCUUGUACCCAAACUCAGGAGAUGGGGAGCAUCUCUGGUAACUAUCCACGGGCGGUCUAGGGAGCAGAGAUACACUAGGCUGGCUGACUGGGACUACAUUGAUGAGUGUGCUAAGUUAGGAGCCCCUAUGCCAGUGUUUGGUAAUGGUGACCUGUUAUCGUAUGAAGACCUGGAUGUUUGUCUCAAGACCAACGUUAGUGGAGGAAUGGUUGCCAGGGGAGCAUUGAUCAAACCAUGGAUUUUCACGGAGAUGAAAGAAAGGCGCCACUGGGAUAUCUCGGCAAACGAAAGAUUUGACAUGCUCAAAUCAUAUGUCAACUUUGGAUUGGAACACUGGGGAUCAGAUCAUCAAGGUGUGGAAAACACACGGAGGUUUCUCAUGGAAUGGCUAUCCUUCUUAUACAGGUACAUACCUGUUGGGGUGUUAGACCAGGUGCCUCAAAAGAUCAACGAAAGACCACCGUACUACAUCGGUCGUAACGACCUAGAGACUCUACUGUCCAGUUCAAACUGCGGGGACUGGAUCAAGAUCAGUGAGAUGUUGCUUGGUCCUGUGCCAGAAGGGUUCAACUUUCUCCCUAAACACAAAGCAAACGCCUAUAAAUGAUGAGUUUAAUUCCUGGGAAUGAAAUUUGUGUAGAUAACACUGUAACAAUCUAUAUGGUACUGAAGUGUCAGUGCUCUAAAACAACCUUAUUUGACAGAUGUGGAAUAUCAUUUCAGGAUUUUACAGAGAAUUAUUAAGAUUUCUUAAAAUCUGGAUGAAACUUUUUAAACACUUAAUUGUCCUAGGCAUACAGAGCUAAACUUCUUUCAGCAUCAAAAACAGGACGUUUAAAAAAAGACAUUUCUACUGCUUAACUGAAUUUGACAGUGUUUUUGAAUAUUGAUGUGACCUGUACCUUUUUAUUUUGAUUUGUGAAUUCUUUUGUAUCUGAAAAAUAUGGAAAAAAAAUAAAUCAAAUGCAAUUAAGAUUUAAAUGUUUUUAUGAAA
Pecten maximus is the source of this 2559-nucleotide messenger RNA. RefSeq names its product tRNA-dihydrouridine(47) synthase [NAD(P)(+)]-like. The transcript is spliced from 13 exons. NCBI's taxonomy places the organism in Eukaryota, Metazoa, Mollusca, Bivalvia, Pectinida, Pectinidae. Bases 145 to 2172 code for a protein of 675 amino acids. Gene Ontology annotation, molecular function: flavin adenine dinucleotide binding; metal ion binding; RNA binding. Gene Ontology annotation, biological process: tRNA processing. The record is from RefSeq and is a predicted model, not a curated record.